AGCCAAACUCAGCGUGUGUUAAGGUUCAGACUUCUUGGACAUCUGAGCUCCAGACUGAGGACCCAGCUGGAGGGACGCUGCUUGGGAAACCCUGGCGAUCAGGUUUCAGAGGAACGGGAUGAGCUCCUGAGAUGGAAGAUCUGUCCUCUCCAGCAUCUGUGCUUCCCCAAGGGGGACAUACUCUACUCCCAUCAGCCAGUUUUCAGGAGUCAGUGACCUUCAAGGAUGUGAUAGUGGACUUUACCCAGGAAGAAUGGAGACAGCUGGAUCCGGUACAGAGAGAUUUAUUCAGGGAUGUGACAUUGGAAAAUUAUACACACCUGGUCUCUAUAGGACUCCAGGUUUCCAAACCGGAUGUAAUCUCCCACCUAGAGCAAGGGACAGAGCCAUGGACUGUGGAGCCAGGCAUUCCAGUAGGUGGCGUUGCAGACUGGGAGACAAGCCCAGAAAAUAGAGUAUCAGUCCCAGAGCUGGACAUUUCUGAAGAAGAGCCAGCUCCAGAGGCAGUAGUGGAGAAACACAGAAGCCCCGAUCGUCGGAGUUCUGACUUCUCAGAAACGUGGGUGUCAAAAGGCAGUCUAGAAAGGCAGCCAGCAAACGAACAGACACUGACUGGGGAAAUAAAAAUAACCGCAAAGAGGGUGCCCAUUUUGGAGGGAGACCGUGUAAAUUUUGACUUUGAAAAAAGCAUCAAUAUUAAUUCAGACCUUGUACCACAAGAAAUAUCUCCGGAAGAGACCUCUGUUAAAACAGGCAUCAAACAGAAUUUAAACACAGUUAAAAAAGAGAAAUCUUGUAAGUGCAACGAAUGUGGGAAAGCUUUUAGUUAUUGCUCAGCGCUUAUUCGCCAUCAGAGAACACAUACUGGAGAAAAACCCUACAAAUGUAAUGAGUGUGAGAAAGCCUUCAGCCGGAGCGAAAACCUUAUUAACCAUCAAAGAAUUCACACUGGAGAUAAACCAUAUAAAUGUGAUCAGUGUGGAAAAGGCUUCAUUGAGGGUCCAUCUCUUACUCAACAUCAGAGAAUUCACACUGGAGAAAAACCGUAUAAGUGUGACGAGUGUGGGAAAGCCUUUAGUCAGAGGACCCAUCUUGUUCAGCAUCAGAGAAUUCAUACUGGUGAGAAACCAUAUACUUGUAAUGAAUGUGGAAAAGCCUUUAGCCAGAGAGGCCACUUUAUGGAACAUCAGAAAAUUCAUACAGGAGAAAAACCUUUUAAAUGUGAUGAAUGUGAUAAAACAUUCACCAGGAGCACUCACCUUACUCAACAUCAAAAAAUUCAUACUGGAGAGAAAACCUAUAAAUGCAAUGAAUGUGGGAAGGCCUUCAAUGGGCCUUCCACAUUCAUCCGCCAUCAUAUGAUUCAUACUGGUGAAAAACCGUAUGAAUGCAGUGAAUGUGGGAAAGCUUUCAGUCAGCACUCAAACCUAACUCAGCAUCAGAAAACGCACACUGGGGAGAAACCUUACGAUUGUGCUGAAUGUGGAAAAUCCUUUAGUUAUUGGUCAUCCCUUGCUCAACAUCUGAAAAUUCAUACUGGAGAAAAACCAUACAAAUGCAAUGAAUGUGGGAAGGCCUUCAGUUACUGCUCAUCCCUGACUCAGCAUCGGAGAAUUCACACCAGAGAAAAGCCCUUUGAAUGUAGUGAAUGUGGGAAGGCUUUCAGUUACCUCUCAAACCUUAAUCAACAUCAGAAGACUCACACCCAAGAGAAAGCUUAUGAAUGUAAAGAAUGUGGGAAAGCCUUUAUUCGGAGUUCAUCGCUUGCUAAACACGAAAGAAUUCAUACUGGCGAGAAACCGUAUCAAUGUCAUGAAUGUGGGAAAACCUUCAGUUAUGGUUCAUCCCUUAUUCAGCACAGGAAAAUACAUACUGGAGAAAGACCCUACAAGUGUAGUGAGUGUGGAAGAGCCUUCAAUCAGAACAUACACCUUACGCAGCAUAAGAGAAUUCACACGGGAGCAAAGCCUUACGAGUGUGCCGAGUGUGGCAAAACCUUUCGACAUUGUUCAUCUCUUGCUCAACAUCAAAAAACGCACACAGAGGAAAAACCUUACCAGUGUAAUAAAUGUGAAAAGUCUUUUAGCCAGAGCUCCCAUCUGACUCAGCAUCAAAGAAUUCACACUGGAGAGAAGCCGUAUAAGUGCAAUGAAUGUGACAAAGCCUUCAGUCGGAGCACUCACCUGACGGAACACCAGAACACUCACACUGGGGAGAAGCCGUACAACUGUAAUGAAUGCAGGAAGGCUUUCAGCCAGAGCACGUACCUCAUUCAGCACCAAAGAGUGCACUCGGGAGAGAAGCCCUUCGGAUGUGACGAUUGUGGGAAAGCCUUCAGAUACCGUUCUGCUCUCAGCAAACACGAGAGGCUGCACCCUGGCAUCUGACGGUUCUAGGAGCAUCAUAAGCAUUGGUGGCGCAGUUCCUUGAGUCUGCCCUCUGUUAGGCACUGAAAGGUCCCAGCAGAUCGAGGCCUAUUGAAACCAUUUUAACUGUGCUGUCAGCUAUAGAGUAGAAAGUGCGUUGGCCUGAAGUAACCCGUUUUGUUAAGCAACUUUGUCACAUUGGGAAAUUCAACUGCUUCAAGCCUUACUUCCCUCUGAAAUGGAUUUGGAGUAGAUGAUUUCAAAGGGCAUUUGGAAUUUUAUGCUGUUUUGUUUAUUCACAGUAUAUUCUUGACUAGGGUUAUUACACAUCAGAUUUUGCUGUGUUGCUUCUAGAGUGUAUAUUUAUGCAUGUUUUGCUAAUAGAAAGCAUUUGUGCUUCAAUAACUAAACUGGAGAUCCUUUAUGCUCCCGUUCUAAUGCGUUUAAGUUGUUUAUGUAACUGGUUCCUAAUAAAAGGAAUUAUAAAAUACCCUCACGUUAAGAGUUCAGUAACAUAAUGGAUUAAUUCAUUACAAGUAUCAUACUUUUCUAUGACUUUCUCUUCUA
Rhinolophus ferrumequinum (greater horseshoe bat) is the source of this 2933-nucleotide messenger RNA. It is a transcript of the gene ZNF184, whose product is annotated as zinc finger protein 184. The transcript has 5 exons. Bases 132 to 2387 code for a protein of 751 amino acids. Gene Ontology annotation, biological process: regulation of transcription by RNA polymerase II. NCBI's taxonomy places the organism in Eukaryota, Metazoa, Chordata, Mammalia, Chiroptera, Rhinolophidae. Gene Ontology annotation, molecular function: DNA-binding transcription factor activity, RNA polymerase II-specific; RNA polymerase II cis-regulatory region sequence-specific DNA binding. The record is from RefSeq and is a predicted model, not a curated record.